AUGGAUUUAGAAUUAAGGUGCAAUUUCGUACAAUGUCGUAAAGUUCUAAAUACCGAAGGUCGCGCGUGUGUGACGACUUGUUCGCGUAGAAUAUUUUUUGCGUGCGCAAACAGCGCAUUUUCUUCGGCUUUGGUAUGUCCGGCAUGUGAAACAAGCCUAACGGAAAAUGACGAUAUUGUGUUCACUGAUUUGAAUCCAAGUGAAGAUUAUAAAUCUUCUGUUCUUUCAGGUCUUCGGCCGGAUCUUAUUAUAGAAAUUUGCUCACGAGCUUUAUCAUUUUGGACAUAUCAAACGACGCAGGAGGCUUGUUUUCAAGAAAUGUUGUACAAGAAUUUGGAAGAAAAGUACUCUCAAUUAGAAAAGCAAGUCCAAGGAGUUUUGAGAGAUGCUCAAUCUGAAAUUACAUCUUUAAAAGUCAAACUUCAGGCAUUACAGAAAGAAAAGGAACAAGAAAAACGAAAAGCACAUGAAUUAGCUGAACAAUUACAAGAAAAACACAGGCAAUUUUCGAAAUUGCAGGGAAUGUACGAUAAAUUAAGACGUAGAACAUUGGUUCCGACGAUGCAACAACCAGUCCAAAACCGUACUGGGAAUUCAUUUUCAAACGCUGGAGCUAACAAUCCGGUUAUUGGUUCAAGACAAGGUGGAGUUCCUAAUCAACCUGGGUUAUAUGGUGAAAAUGGUAUAUUUAAUAAUCGUACAUGGAACAUUGAAGAAAAUCGUUAUCGUGAUCCAUACGUGGUUCGACAAGAUUAUCCAGUUGGGUCAAUGACAGGUGCAGGAAGAAAGAUGGACGGGAAUGAAAAUUAUGUUUUCCAACAACAGAAAGGACAAACUCGUUUUUCUAGAUAUUAUAAUACGAAAUUACAACCAGAAGAAAGAGUUCUUAUGGAAGCAGAUAUUUUACGAAAAUGCUUAAAAAGGGGUGAUUCUCAGUUAUAUCAUUCAAAAUAUUUUGUAGCAUUUAGGCGAUAUGCUUCAUUAUUUUUUGUAAUCGGUUUUGAAGAAGAGGAGAACCAUCUUGCCAUCCUUGAGCUCGUUCAAGCAUAUGUGGAAAUAUUGAAUACAUAUUUUGAUAAUGUGGUAUGA
Funneliformis mosseae is the source of this 1089-nucleotide messenger RNA. The record is from the annotation of a GenBank genome assembly. NCBI's taxonomy places the organism in Eukaryota, Fungi, Glomeromycota, Glomeromycetes, Glomerales, Glomeraceae.